AUGGGCAGCCGGCCCCGCAGCCCCAGCGCCUACCCUGCGGCCUGUCCCGGGCCGCCGUCCGGAGGACCCGGCCCCGCCAAGCGCAGCCGAACCCAGGAGCUUGCAGGCCUGGAAGGCCUGGAGGGGCCCCCGGCCGCCGGCGCCCUCACCUCCGUGGUGGUUCUGGCCGAGGGCUGUGCCCUGCAAGUGCCCCUGGACGACGUCGACCUGGUGCUGGAGCCCGAGCCAACGUCGGUCCUGCAAGUGUCUGUCGGAGAGUUCACCCUGCUGCUGGUCCCCGAGGCCCUCCUGCGCUCAGGAGAGCAGGGCCACUCGCUUGUCGGCCUGGAACCCGGAGCUUUCCUGGGCGAGCCCGGGCACGACGUCGCCGUCGAGCAAGGAUUCUUCCGCGCACCUGUCCCACAGAUGGCCCCCCAAGAAGAGGCCUAUGAGGAAGACGCGGACCCCGCAUUCCUGUCGCCUCGGAUAGACCCUGCAGCCGGCUCCGUCGCUGGGCUCCGCCCCUGCGCGGGAAGCGUGACCAACCCCUACCCUGUGGGCCAGGUACCAGAGCCCCGGUCUUGGGCCCCCACUCCUAGUCCAGAAAGACGCUCUUCUUUCCGCUACUUCAACCUGGACGUCCACCUUCUGGAGCCCUUCCCCAACUCGCCACUCCAACCUCUACCUCCCUCUCCGAGUCCAGGUCCCCACGCGCGCCCCCAGCGCCCUCCGGGUCCUUCUCGCAAGGCCCGGAGACGCCUGUUCCAGGAAUGAACUGAACCAACAACCCCUAGCCACCUGGUAGAGACUUUAAAAGAGUCUUUUAAGAGCGCUGUGUGUACUUUGCACAACCUGC
Prionailurus viverrinus (fishing cat) is the source of this 835-nucleotide messenger RNA. Its product is annotated as proline-rich protein 23A-like. The transcript has a single exon. The coding region runs from base 1 to 753 and encodes 250 amino acids. Lineage: Eukaryota; Metazoa; Chordata; Mammalia; Carnivora; Felidae. The record is from RefSeq and is a predicted model, not a curated record.